UUGAAUACAAAAAGCACUUUCUCCGGUUGCGCCAUCUGUUGCAGGCUUACUGGUUGAGCCACUAGCUGUUCAGCUGUACACUUCCUUCUCCCCUGCCCUUUAACUACCUCCUCUACUGUAUAACGACCAGACCACACCGUUUACCAAAAGAACGUGGAGACAGCGACAAGCGAAUUGCACGCGCAACAGUGACCUGCUGGAUAUUGCGUAUCUGCUAGGCCAAGCUCUCAGUCACCGGCGGGAUGUCGUCCUCCAUCUUCUUCCGCUUCAAGUCACAGAAGGAGCCAUUGCAAAUAACAUUUGACGGCACCUCUUUGUCAGUCUUCGAAGUGAAGCGAGAAAUUAUUGCCAUCUCCAAACUCGGCGAUGGCACUGACUUCGACCUCGAGAUCUAUACGCCUGAGGCGAUGGAGAAGUACGACGAUGAUACUACGCAAAUUCCACGCUCUACUACGGUCAUUGCACGCCGCCUGCCCGCCACUAAGCCAGGUGCAGGCCGUGCAGCUCGCUAUGUCACCGGCAAGAUGCCUAUCAUGGCCAAGAAUCAGCACCGUGUCGAGCAGAUGCCGGCGACGUCCGGCAAGGGCGGGCCUGCGUCAAGUGCAGCAGCGAACGGCAACAACGAGAUGACCGAAGAAGAGAAGCUUGCGGCAAUGUUGAACGCGAAUAACGAAGUCUGGAAGCAAGACCAAGCGCUCAAUGCAGGAAAGCCCAUCAUCCGGAACACCAACUAUAAGUCCACUGUCCCUGCGCCUGACAAGCCACUUCCGCCCGGCUACACGUGCCAUCGAUGCGGCGAGAAAGGCCACUGGAUCCAAGCCUGUCCCACGAACAACGAUCCCACCUUCGACGGCCGACCCAAGUUCCGUCGCACAACCGGUAUCCCACGCUCCAUGCUUAAGGUCAUUGAGAAGCCUACCGAAGUCGGUGAAGAUGGCAAGAUCGACGUGUCCAAGCUUCCCGCCGGCGUCAUGUACACGUCCACAGGCGAGUGGGUCAUCGCGGAGCCGGACAAAGUGGCUUGGGAGAAGUUCCAAGAGAAGCAGAAUGCAUCUGCAGCGAAGGCCAAGGAGGCUGUGGCGGAAGAUGCCGAGCUAGUCGAGCGUGGGCUCAGCUGUCCAAUUGAUAAGCGUGCAUUUGUCGAUCCUGUCAAGACGCCGUGUUGUGGUAGAGUGUUCUGCAGAGACUGUAUUGAGAAUGCGUUGCUUGAUGGUGAUCUGAACUGCCCGAAUUGCGGCGAGCAAGUGCUGCUUGACAAGCUGGAGGCGGACGAGGCGGUGGCGAAGAAGGUGGCAGCCUUCGAGGACGAGAGAAAGGCAGCGCGAGUGCUCAAGGACAAGGAAGCCAGUCGAAGUCCCAGUGCUGUGGGCUCGCCAGCUAAGGCAGGCACGCCUCCAGUCAAGUCUGAGGUACCGUCUGCCAAUGUGCCAGAGACCAAGCUCAACGGCACGGUGUCUACCUCGUCUACUUCCAGUUCGCGUAAGCGCGGCGCAGAAGCCGAACUGCCCAACAACCGUAAAGGUACCAACCCAGCCAUGGCGAAGAAACAGCAGCCUGUCAACUCCAAGACAGGCACGCCGAUUCCUACGGGACCCAAGGCGUCAACGCUACAGCAACCACCGACGCAAAUCCCCAAUAACAUGCAAGGCUUCGUUAUGCAGAUGCAGAGCAUGGCUUCCAGCAUGCCGGGGAUGCCGAACGGCAUGAAUGCCAUGAUGAAUCCAAUGAUGAUGAACAAUCCGAUGUUGAAUCCGAUGAUGAUCAACCCAAUGAUGGGAAUGGGUGGCUUCCCGAUGGGUGGCAUGAACGGUAUGCCUAAUGGUGGUGGAUGGGUGGGUCCGCAGCAGCAAGGCUGGGGCAUGGGCAUCCAGAACGGUGGUGGGAGUGAUGGAGCGUAUAUGCGGCAACCGGUUAACCCGCAUCGGCAUCAGGGAAGGCAGCGGAGGCAGCGCAGUGUGGACUAUAAGCAGAUGGGGUCGUGAGGAAGUUCGUGAGGGGCGGACUGGUGCAAACG
Baudoinia panamericana UAMH 10762 is the source of this 2014-nucleotide messenger RNA. RefSeq lists its product as uncharacterized. The record is from RefSeq and is a predicted model, not a curated record. NCBI's taxonomy places the organism in Eukaryota, Fungi, Ascomycota, Dothideomycetes, Mycosphaerellales, Teratosphaeriaceae. Gene Ontology annotation, molecular function: zinc ion binding; nucleic acid binding; ubiquitin protein ligase activity. The coding region runs from base 243 to 1982 and encodes 579 amino acids. Gene Ontology annotation, biological process: protein ubiquitination; mRNA processing; ubiquitin-dependent protein catabolic process. Gene Ontology annotation, cellular component: nucleus. The transcript has 2 exons.